GGAUGGCUCAAGUCUAUAUAAAAUGAGACAGGUCCAUGAGGAUCCUUAAUCAACCUGUACUUCCAAAUGAACUGGUCUUCGGUCCUCCUGCCCUAGACAUUAUGACAGCUGAGGACAUACUGCAGAACGUCUCUGAAGUCCCAGCAAUGGCUAACAGCAAGGAAGACCCUGAGUCCACGGUUCGCAAAAAGUGUUGUGCCCCAAACAUAAAAAUGUUCAUUGGAGUGCUCGCUAUGACCUACUUCUCAAAGUCCAUGUCUGGAAGCUACAUGAAAAGCACCAUCACUCAGAUUGAGAGAAGAUUUGAGAUUCCCAGUUCCACUGUUGGCAUAAUUGACUGCAGCUUCGAGAUGGGUAACCUCUUGGUAAUCACAGUGGUGAGCUACUUUGGAGCAAAGUUCCACAGGCCAAAGAUCAUUGGGGCAGGGUCUUUUUUGAUGGCCUUGGGGACCAUGAUUAUGGCAACUCCUCACUUCUUCAUGGGACGAUACAAGUAUGAGAGCAUGGCACAGUCAUCGCAGGAAGGGGUCCUAGGGAACAUGUCCAUUGGAUCUCCAUGCUCCCCGUCCCUUGAGAACACAGUGAAGCAACACAUUCCUGGGUGCGAAAGAGGGGGUGAAGAGGGCUCCCCCAUGUGGAUCAUUGUGCUGCUGGGCAACAUGCUCAGAGGGAUUGGAGAGGCCACCAUCACGCCGCUUGGUGUGUCCUUCAUUGAUGACAAUGCCCGACCAGAGAACGCUGCCUUCUAUAUCGGAUGUCUCCACACCAUCGCUGUGAUUGGCCCGCUCUUUGGUUACAGUCUCGGAUCAUUGUGUGCCCGUCUAUACGUGGACAUUGGAUUUGUGAAUAUGGACAGCUUGACCAUCACCAUGCAGGAUUCGCGGUGGGUGGGUGCCUGGUGGCUCGGCUUCCUUGUGGCAGGCUCCUUCAACCUGCUAACCUCGUUGCCCUAUUGGUUCUUACCCCGGGAACUGCCUGAGGAUGGGACACUAAAGCCCCAGUUGUGCAAUGAUCAGUCCCACCCUUCCAAUCCUCCCAUGCAUCAGCACAAGCCAGGCAUCCUGCAAAUAGCCAAAGAGUUCCUGCCAUCACUGAAGCGCACUUUCACCAACAAGUUGUUCAUGCUCUAUUUAGUGGCCAACGUGUUUAUGUUCAAUGGCUUUGUCAUCAUCAUCACAUACACACCAAAGUACUUUGAGCAGCAGUAUGGGCAAAGUGCAUCCACAGCAAAUUUCCUCAUAGGAAUUACCUGCAUGCCAGCUGUGUCCCUGGGAAUCUUCUUCAGUGGGAUCAUUAUGAAGCGCUUCAAGCUGGAUCUGCUGGGGGCAGCCAAGGUGGGCUUUGUGGCGUCCGUGAGUGGGUUCCUCUGCACGAUGCCUUACUUUCUCCUAAGCUGCAAGAAUGCGAAUGUGGCAGGACUCACCACUCCGUACCUGGGGGAUGAUAACCUAGCAUUCCCUGCAAGCGGAGUACUGUCCUCAUGCAACGCCGCCUGCAGAUGUCCAGAGGACCAGUGGGACCCGGUGUGUGCGCUGAAGGACAUCACUUAUGUUUCUCCCUGCUUCGCUGGCUGCAACAGCACCAAGGGCUUUGGAAAGAACAUGACAUUUCAUGGCUGCAAAUGUGUCUUGAGCGCUGGCGAAAGGGCAGAGGACCCCGCCGUCACUUUGGGCCAGUGUCCUCGGGAGGAGAAGUGCUCCAAAAUGUUCUACAUUUACCUGGGAAUCCAGUCUUUAUCCUUCUUCAUCUUUUCGCUUGGAAGUACCCCCCUCUUUAUCAUUUGUCUCAGGAGUGUGGAACCAGAACUGAAGUCGCUGUCAGUGGGAAUUUGCAUGCUGGUGCUAAGAGUGCUUGGUGGCAUCCCUGCCCCCAUAUAUUUUGGAGCACUUAUUGACUCAACCUGCCUGAAGUGGGGAAGGAGGAAGUGCGGCGGCCGAGGAGCCUGCAGGAUGUACAGCAUCCAAACCUUCAGGUUCCUCUUCCUCGGUAUGAGUUCCAGCUUGAGGCUGAUUGGCUACACAUUCUUAUGGAUGGCCAUCACUCAGAUAAAGAAGAGGAUGGAGCAGCAGAAGAAUGAGCUGCCCAGCAAUGACCUUGAGCUGCAACUGAGCCUCAAAGAGUCUCAGAAACAUAACUCCAACUGCAGUGUGAACACUGAGGACAAAGACACUGCACUGGAAUAGGGAGCCCGGCUGGAAUGGGCACAUCUGGCUGCAGUAGACAUGGAAUGAGCACCUUUUUUGAGAGAAACGAACUUAACUGGAUCAAGGUUAUAUCACUGCAAAAGGCCGCUCUUACUAGUGUAGAGACUAUUGAAUAUUGAGCUGAAUUUUGUAGAUAGACGUGCACUAGGUUAACUUCUCUGGGACGGAUUUUAAAAUAAACUUCCCCUUGUUGGUGUAGGUUCGCUGAUGUACAGUAGAUGAACCCUACUACAUUAAAGAUGUUGUUGGAGCUAUCGCUCUCCAGAGUGGAGGGACCCCACAAAAAAAGACAUAAAUCUGUUACACUCAUGUCCCUUGUGAGAAGCAGCAAGUGCAAGUAACUUCCUUUUAUCCCUCCUUCCAAACUGUUUCAUAAAAUACAGUGGCAUCGUUACAUUUUCACCAGCUGCCCAAAACAUGAUGUCAGACAUAACUAAGGUGAUUUCUGAUCUUUAUGUAACGUUAUGGAGUGGGUAGUGCUUGGCAGCCGAAAAACCUUGAAGCAACGCUACUGCCGCACGCACGCGCAUACACACGCAAGCACAGACACACAACACGUUGCGUUCAGUUAUUUGUGUAUUUUCCAAGCCAUGUAUCUUGGAGAAGGUUGUCAUCUUAUUCACCUGUCUAUUAGAAUAAAUAAAACUAUACAGCUUUA
This is a messenger RNA of Scleropages formosus (Asian bonytongue), 2862 nucleotides long. Its product is annotated as solute carrier organic anion transporter family member 1C1-like. Gene Ontology annotation, molecular function: protein binding. Gene Ontology annotation, cellular component: basolateral plasma membrane. Lineage: Eukaryota; Metazoa; Chordata; Actinopteri; Osteoglossiformes; Osteoglossidae. Gene Ontology annotation, biological process: sodium-independent organic anion transport; transmembrane transport. The record is from RefSeq and is a predicted model, not a curated record. The transcript is spliced from 15 exons. Bases 36 to 2183 code for a protein of 715 amino acids.